Hevea brasiliensis (rubber tree) is the source of this 699-nucleotide messenger RNA. RefSeq lists its product as uncharacterized. Bases 137 to 517 code for a protein of 126 amino acids. The record is from RefSeq and is a predicted model, not a curated record. The transcript is spliced from 2 exons. Lineage: Eukaryota; Viridiplantae; Streptophyta; Magnoliopsida; Malpighiales; Euphorbiaceae.
AACUGGUCUCACUCCUUUUGCACAAGUAGAGUAUGAUAUGGUAAACUAUAAAAAAAAUACUAUUUACUCAUAGUUAUUUCUUUUCUUUAGUUAUAUUAUGUUAUAUAAUGCAUGGUUAAUAUAAUUAAUACUAUAGAUGGAUGAGGAGAUUGGUGAAGUACCAUAUGCUUCUGAAGUCUGGAUGGCUACACAUGGGUUCUUGGAUGAGCAAGGCCAAACACAAUGGUAUGAUCCAGAAUCAUCAAGGAUAUAUGAAGAGAUGCAAAGGAUUGAGAAACAACCAACAAAUGAUAAUGAGACUGGUCCUGCUCCAGAUGAUGUCUUAAAAGAGGUGUUUGGUGUUAGAUCUGGUAAUGUCCAUAGUAAAGGAUUAGGAUACAAAGCAAGCAUUAGACGAAUGGCAUGUGGUUCUAAAAAUGAGGAAUUAAAUGAAUUAAGAGAUGAGGUAGCAAGGUUGAAUGCUCAUUUGAAGGAACAAGAACAACGCAAUAAUGAGAUAGCACAACUAAAUGCUUGACUCAAGGAACAAGAAGAGCGCAAUUUGGAGUUUUUUGAAAGAUUUGAGAGUGUGAUAGGAUACAAAUCAUCAAAAAGUCAGGAUAUGACAAUAGUAAGUACUUUUUAGAUAUAUUUAAUUUCAUGAAUUGGAAAAACUACUUUUUGAAUGACCUUUUAUUUAAAUAUAUUAUAGGAUUAACA